AUUCAACUCAAAAUGGACAAUCAGACUCUAGACAAAACCACCCUCACCACCAUCUCCCUCCUGGAGGCCCGCCUACUACGGAUUGAGCAGCUCCUCUAUGGCACGACAUCAGCACUCCCCUCACACACGCCCUCCGAAUCAGCCCUCAGCUCCCUAGGCGAUCUUGAGCGGCGCUUCUCAACCCUCAUCUCGCGCUUCCGUGUCUACGCUGACAUACUCAAGCUCUACCGCGCCCACCCAACCUUCUUCUCCCCACCGCCCGACCCCUCGCAACCCCCCUCCGAGCUCGAUGCCCCUGCCCUACGCGCCACCGUCCUCUCCUUCGCCUCCUCUUUCCCCGGCACCGUCUCUGCCCUCACAGCUGUCACCUCCGAUACCCCCGUCCCAGACCCGGCCCUCUCCGCCGAGCUCGUCGCCCUGCUGCCCAGGAUGAAGGCCGUCGAGGCCACGCAGCUGGCCCAGGAGGCCGAAAUUGCCGAGCUGAGGGCGCGGAGCGAAGGCGUGGUGGGCGCGUGGUAUGAGCAGAGGGUCGUGGGGUAUGGGGGCUUUGUGGCGGAUGUUGAGGGACGGGUGGAGAAGGUGGAGCGGCGCGUGAGGAGAGUCGAGGCUGCGAAGGAGAGGGAUGA
Cryphonectria parasitica EP155 is the source of this 626-nucleotide messenger RNA. RefSeq lists its product as uncharacterized. Gene Ontology annotation, biological process: cytoskeleton-dependent cytokinesis. The annotation marks the transcript as partial. The record is from RefSeq and is a predicted model, not a curated record. The transcript has 2 exons. NCBI's taxonomy places the organism in Eukaryota, Fungi, Ascomycota, Sordariomycetes, Diaporthales, Cryphonectriaceae. Gene Ontology annotation, cellular component: dynactin complex.